UUCAGGUUCAGAUCUUCGUAAUCAGGCUCUCUUGAAUCUUGUUGGGUCGAUUUCAGAAUCAAUAACCUCAUCCAUCAACAAUGUCGGGUCGUGGAAAAGGAGGCAAGGGUUUGGGAAAGGGAGGAGCCAAGAGGCAUCGUAAGGUGCUUCGGGAUAACAUUCAGGGAAUCACGAAGCCUGCGAUUCGGAGAUUGGCGAGGAGAGGAGGCGUCAAGCGAAUCAGCGGUCUGAUCUACGAGGAGACUCGUGGAGUGCUCAAGAUUUUUCUGGAAAAUGUGAUUCGUGAUGCUGUGACUUAUACAGAGCAUGCUCGUAGAAAGACCGUCACUGCGAUGGAUGUCGUCUAUGCCCUCAAGAGGCAGGGAAGAACCUUGUACGGAUUUGGAGGUUAAUGAAGGAUUUUUGGUGAACCAAAUUGUGAAGAUUUGGAUAGAUUUAGAAUUAGAAGUGUGUCUGGGUUGCGAUUGAUGAAGUAAUGUUUGUAAUGUAUUUUGGGGAUUUAGGUUAAGGAUUUGACUUUAAAUGUAGAAUUCGAUAGUGUUACGUGUCACUUUUUCUUAAUCAAAAUUUGUACAAACUUUGUUGCAAUUCCGCAUUUGAUCGUAUUCAGGCGUUUAAUUGGCUUCUGAG
Neltuma alba is the source of this 630-nucleotide messenger RNA. RefSeq names its product histone H4. The coding region runs from base 81 to 392 and encodes 103 amino acids. The transcript has a single exon. Gene Ontology annotation, molecular function: DNA binding; structural constituent of chromatin; protein heterodimerization activity. Gene Ontology annotation, cellular component: nucleosome. Lineage: Eukaryota; Viridiplantae; Streptophyta; Magnoliopsida; Fabales; Fabaceae. The record is from RefSeq and is a predicted model, not a curated record.